Salvelinus fontinalis (brook trout) is the source of this 3471-nucleotide messenger RNA. It is a transcript of the gene etv1, whose product is annotated as ETS variant transcription factor 1. Gene Ontology annotation, cellular component: nucleus. The transcript is spliced from 10 exons. Gene Ontology annotation, biological process: regulation of transcription by RNA polymerase II; cell differentiation. The record is from RefSeq and is a predicted model, not a curated record. Gene Ontology annotation, molecular function: DNA-binding transcription factor activity, RNA polymerase II-specific; sequence-specific DNA binding. Lineage: Eukaryota; Metazoa; Chordata; Actinopteri; Salmoniformes; Salmonidae. Bases 623 to 1939 code for a protein of 438 amino acids.
ACUUGGUUUAAAAGACAGAGUAAGAGAAUUGGAGCGAAGGAAAGGGAAAGGUAGAGAUGUAGACAAAAAAAUUGUCCCCAAGUUCCAUUCCUACUAACGUGCAGUCCAAUUAAAGCUUCUGUGGAAGAGGCACCUUGUGUGUCAUGCAUACAUUAGAGACUGUGAUGAGCGUGGUCUUGAGGGAGACUGAGGAGGCUCUACUCAGUGUCAUCACAAAUUACCAGGAGAAAGCUGUCCGCUGCUCACUGUCUCUUCUGCUUUUGGCAAGAGCUAACGCACACGAGCCGCCACCACCGCACCACCUCCACCGGUCGUCUACCAUCUCCUCACUCUCACUCUCUAUCUCUCUCCCUCUCUCACACUCCCUCACUCAAUCUCGUUCUUUUCCUCUCGGCGUAUCUCUCUAAAGAUCAUCCUCCAUAGCUGUAGUAUCAGCUGUCUUCUCCGUUUCUUUAUUUUUCUUUUGGAAGAAAAAGAACGGAUUUACUUUUGACUUAGAAAAAUCAGUUGGUCUGUGAUCAGCCACUGAGAUUUUUUUGUUGAGUUCUUUUUUUUGUUUUUGUUUAUUUCAUACUUUUUUUCUAAUGGCAAGACUUGCUCUGUGUGGUAUAACUCAGACGUGAUGCUUCAGGAUUUAAGCGCGGGUGUCUUCUUUCCACCCUGUUUGCAGCACAGAAGUUUUGCUCAAGUUCCCGACAAUGACGAGCAGUUUGUCCCAGACUUCCAGACUGAAAACUUGGCAUUCCACGGACUGCAGCUGAAGAUCAAGAAGGAGCCCCACAGCCCCUGCUCCGAGCUGGGCUCCACCUGUGGCCAGGAGCGGCCCUUCAAACUCCACUAUGGGGAGAAGUGCCUGUACAACAUCAGUGCCUACCAGCAGCACAAACACCCCACAGGCAUGAAGCCCUCCAGCCCAGCGACGCCCCCCUGCAGCACCCCCGUGUCCCCCCUUCAUCAUGGCUCCCCCACGACAGUCCCCACCCCCAAACCAGACAGGACGUACCCCCACCUCCAUCCCCUCCCGGACAGCGCCUACUCCAUGGACCACAGAUUUCGACGUCAGCUGUCGGAGCCCUGCCACUCGUUCCCCUCCCCACCGUCGAUGUCUCGGGACGGAAGGCCCAUGUACCACAGACAGAUGUCCGAGCCCAACAUCCUGUUCCCCCCACAAGGCUUCAAGCAGGAGUACCCCGACCCCUUGUUUGAGCACCCUGCCAUGGUGGGGGCGCCCAUUCCCCCCACGUACCCCCCCUCCAUGAUGAUCAAACAGGAGCCCAGGGAUUUCACCUAUGACUCAGCAGAAGUGCCUAGCUGCCAUUCUGUCUACCUGAGGCAAGACGGCUAUCUGGCUCACAGCAGCAGGACUGAAGGCUGCAUGUUCGAUAAAGUCGCGAGACAUUUCUACGACGACACCUGCGUGGUCCCCGAAAAGGUUGAAGGUGACAUAAAGCAGGAGUCAGGUCUGUACCGUGAAGGUCCAACCUACCAGCGCCGAGGCUCACUGCAGCUCUGGCAGUUCCUGGUGGCUCUCCUGGACGACCCGUCCAACUCUCACUUUAUCGCCUGGACUGGCAGGGGCAUGGAGUUCAAACUCAUCGAGCCUGAGGAGGUUGCACGUCGAUGGGGAAUCCAGAAGAAUCGACCAGCUAUGAACUACGACAAACUCAGCCGAUCGUUACGCUAUUACUACGAAAAAGGCAUUAUGCAGAAGGUGGCAGGGGAGAGAUACGUGUACAAAUUUGUGUGCGACCCCGAGGCUCUGUUCUCCAUGGCCUUCCCUGACAAUCAGCGGCCCGUGCUGAAGACGGACAUGGAGCGGCAGAUCAACGAGGAGGACACGGUGCCGCUGUCACACUUUGACGAGAACAUGGCCUACGUGCAGGAGGCGGGGCCCUACUGCAACCCACCACACCCGUACAGCGAGGGCUACGUUUAUUAACGUAAAGCCCCAAGACGCCGAACUGCAAUGUAUUUCACAGUCACUACGAAUAGGGGGAAAGACUUUGUCAUUCAGAAGACCCCGACUCACCAUCUCUCACAAACUCCACCUUUUUUCUUCACAUUUUUGUUGACGUCCAAGCCGUACUGCAGGAUAGAGAGUGCACUUUAUGGACUGACUGACAGUGUGUGAACCUGCGGGGGCUAGCUAUGUAAUUGGGUCGUUUCAGAUGUUUAUGUUGAUUUUAAAGGAGGGAUUCCCCCCCGAGCAUGCUGUAUUCGUAUGAGACAGGACUCAAAGGCCAAAGGUCACAUAUGGACAUAUUCCUGCAGUCUAGGCAGGUGAAUCCUCAGAGCUUGAAGGAAAAAAAAAUUGCCCUGGUCUUUUCGACAGUUACAGGAAGCAUCCUCAAUUAUUUCUCUGUCCUCUUUUUGUUCAAUUGCCCUUUCAUCUCCAUCAUGUGUACUUUCUUACUCAUUUAAGUGAAUAAUGCAAUGUAUUGUAAUGACAUGCUUUUAAGAUACUUUUAUGGUGAAGUGACAUAAUUAUAGACUUGAAACAGUAAUGUAAUUAUACCAAUCUUAGUUGACAUCUACAUGCUGCCUUGCUACCAGUUUUAAACGUGCCCCUUUGCCAAUACUGACUGCCCAACAGUACAUUAUGAUAUGACUGAGUUUUGGGUUCCUUUUCGAAACUGCAUUGACUGUGUAGACCUGUAGGAAUUCGACACGAAACGGUCAGAUGCAAUCAAAUUCACCCUAAACAUACUUUAUUAUAUGUAAUGCAAAUGACCUGUAUUUAAAAGACAAAUGAAGCAGAGACUGUACCUUUAUUUAGUCUUUGAAUUUUUAUGUAUAUCACACCAGCAGUCGAAUUAAUGAAUUACAUAUUUAGAACAAACAUUUCAUUCUGAUUUGUCCUACAUUAGAUGACGCAAAUGGUUUUUAUGUUAAUGAUGUGUACCAGUUCAGCCAUAACACUAGUUAUCCGAUAUUUCAAGGCCACAAUGUGGGAAAUGUACAAAACAAACAUUCCUUUUAAAUCCUAUUACACGAUGUUGCUUUCCCCUUUUAAAAUCAAAGGUAAUGUGAGGAAUGCAUACCGUACAGAAAAGAGAAAAACAUGCUAAAUGAAAUGAAAUAUCUAACUUUUUCCUUUUUUGUUUGUAGACAAAUUAUGUAAAUGUUGCAUACAGGGGUUGCAUUUUAAUAAAAAGGUAUCAGAAAUAUUUUGAAUUUUAUAGUAUUAUAAAGAUCCAUGUUAUAUCAGAAAUAGGGUUUCCAUGUGUUAUCAGGUAAAUGCACAUUGGUUGCUGCUUCUAAUUGUAACUGUCAUUUUAUAGUCUAAAAAUAAUGGCAUCUGCAAUUCUGCGUUCUAUGUUUAAUUGUUUUGUUUAUUCAUAUGUUUUGUUUUAUAUUCUUCAAAAAUGAAAAAAAUGAAGUCACCACGAUGAAGUUCUGUAAAAAGUAUACAGGUUGGGAUGGGAUUAGCAAUAGCCAAAAUUCUGUAAUAAAAUAGUGCUGAAAAACUGG